CGGCCCGGGCGGCGGCGGUGGCGGCGGCGACGGUGGUGGUGCCCGAGUUCCCGGUAGGGCCCCGCCUCGGAGCGGGCGGCGGUGGAGGAGGAGACUGAGGAGCAGGAUGGCGGCCUCGGCCCUGUACGCCUGCACCAAGUGCACCCAGCGCUAUCCCUUCGAGGAGCUCUCCCAGGGCCAGCAGCUUUGCAAGGAAUGUCGGAUUGCGCAUCCCAUUGUAAAAUGUACUUACUGCAGAUCAGAAUUUCAACAAGAGAGCAAAACUAACACGAUUUGUAAGAAGUGUGCUCAAAAUGUGAAGCAAUUUGGCACUCCUAAGCCUUGUCAAUACUGUAACAUAAUUGCAGCAUUUAUUGGUACCAAGUGUCAGCGUUGCACAAAUUCAGAAAAAAAAUAUGGACCACCUCAGACUUGUGAACAGUGCAAACAACAAUGUGCUUUUGAUCGGAAGGAGGAAGGAAGAAGAAAGGUUGAUGGGAAGUUAUUAUGCUGGCUCUGUACUUUAUCGUACAAGAGAGUUUUACAGAAGACAAAAGAACAAAGGAAGAGCCUGGGAUCGUCACACUCAAAUUCAUCUUCUUCAUCUCUUACUGAGAAAGACCAGCAUCAUUCAAAACAUCAUCACCACCAUCAUCACCAUCACCAUCGUCACAGCAGUAGCCAUCACAAAAUCAGCAAUCUGAGUCCAGAACAAGAGCAGGGACUGUGGAAACAGAGCCAUAAAUCCUCUGCAGCAAUUCAGAAUGAAACUCCAAAGAAAAAGCCCAAAUUGGAAUCUAAGCCAUCUAAUGGAGAUAGUAGCUCUAUAAAUCAGUCAGCAGAUAGUGGGGGAACAGACAAUUUUGUCCUUAUAAGUCAACUGAAAGAAGAAGUGAUGUCACUUAAACGUCUCUUACAACAGAGAGACCAGACCAUUUUAGAAAAAGAUAAAAAGUUAACUGAACUUAAGGCAGACUUUCAGUACCAAGAGUCAAACUUGAGAACAAAGAUGAACAGUAUGGAAAAAGCUCACAAAGAAACUGUGGAACAACUCCAGGCCAAAAACAGAGAACUACUCAAACAGGUUGCAGCAUUGUCAAAGGGUAAAAAAUUUGACAAAAGUGGAAGCAUAUUAACAUCCCCUUGAGAAGUGGUUAUUCAUUAGUGUUUCUGCUGAAAAUGUAAAAUUUGAAAAAAAUUCUGUGAAGCCCUUAAAUUCUGUGUAGUGGAAAAAUAUUUUUGCACACCAAAUGGAUUGGCAUGUUUCCUAUUCACUUUUGUAAAGGAUAUACAGCAUUUUUUAAGUUGUAUAACAUUCAAAUAAAACUUCAGCUGGUUUGAAGCAACUUUUUAAUUAUUUGAUAUCCAGGAACUUUUUUGCCAGCAAUAGUAUUAAACAGUUGUAAGGGAGUGCAUGAGUAGUGCUCUUUAUAAAAUACAACAUGCAAUAAUAGAGUAGGUGUGGUUUUCAGAAGUCAGAGCAGCAGGGCUUUUUGUUUUGUUUUUUGUUUUACACUAUGCUAAUUUCAUAUAAACAGUUUUCAAUUUAGAAAUACAAAAACUUUUAAACAAGAAAAAUUGUGAACACUGUUUUUUUGGUAAUUGUGUUUUUACUUUUCAUGAACAUGACUUUAGGAGAGAAUCAUGGUGCUUUUAUUAAAUGGACUUCAGAGUAUAUGUAAAUAUGUUUUUUAAAGUUACAUCGUUACCAUUAGUUAGUAAACUAGUAUUUUCAUUAUUGGUAUAGGAAUUAAUGUUUAUUGUACAGUAUCCAAGGUAAAUGUGUGUGUUUUGUAAAAACUACUGUAGAUUUUUACUUACAAGUGCCUUUUUGCCACCUAAUGUUUUUAUUUAUAGGAAUGCUGAUCUUUUGUACAUACAGUUUGUUUUAAAAUCAUGUUUAAUAAAUGUUUGUAUAUAAAUGCAUAUGUACAGAAGCCUAUUUCAAAAGGAAAUCAAAGUUGCUAGUAAAAUGUUUGAGGUUGCAUUAAGAACUGUUAAUGCAUCUAGACUUUAGAUGAUUUUGUGGUUUGUUUCUGUGUGAUAUGGGAAGCUGUUGGUCAUUUAAUUCAUUGAAUUAUGUCAAAAUACUUCCCAAAAGAUUUAAUUUUAAAUCACUUCUGAUAGAAUAAUUUUAUUUUUAUGUCAU
This is a messenger RNA of Mesoplodon densirostris (Blainville's beaked whale), 2128 nucleotides long. RefSeq names its product family with sequence similarity 76 member B (gene FAM76B). The transcript has 10 exons. NCBI's taxonomy places the organism in Eukaryota, Metazoa, Chordata, Mammalia, Artiodactyla, Ziphiidae. The coding region runs from base 107 to 1126 and encodes 339 amino acids. The record is from RefSeq and is a predicted model, not a curated record.